Oncorhynchus kisutch (coho salmon) is the source of this 3602-nucleotide messenger RNA. RefSeq lists its product as uncharacterized. The record is from RefSeq and is a predicted model, not a curated record. Gene Ontology annotation, biological process: signal transduction. Gene Ontology annotation, cellular component: cell surface. Lineage: Eukaryota; Metazoa; Chordata; Actinopteri; Salmoniformes; Salmonidae. The transcript is spliced from 11 exons. Bases 470 to 3547 code for a protein of 1025 amino acids.
GCGAAGCUGUUCUCCAGAAGUUUCCAGAGUUGCGCAAUGAAAUCUCGCUUGACACUCAGAAAAGAAAAGACAAGUUGUUCUGUGCCUUCGGACAGCUUUACUACAACUUUUCUUCGGAUUUCUUCCAAUAGAAUUACAGAAGAACUGUCUCUCGUUUGUUACCUAGCAAUAGCAUACAACUGUCUGUAGCGUAGUAUGUUUGUGCCUCGGUGGAUGUAAGAUCCAGCGUCUAGAUCACUGAGUUCUGUGUAUGCGUAUCGGAUGUAUGCGGCUAGAUCACUGAGUUCUGUGUAUGCGUAUCGGAUGUAUGCGCCUAGAACACCGUGUUGUGUGUGUCAGUAGGGACUAGUGGAACACAUCUGGAGAGGAAACAGUGCACUAAAAAGCUUGCUGGUAGCAUAUUUCACAUUUUUUUUAAAUAAAAUUGAGGCGGGGGGAUUGUCAGGACUCAGGACAGAAAGUAAGUAGGAUGAUGAGGGAGGGAGGUGGAGGUGGUUGUCUGGGACUCCCAGGGAUGUUACGAGUUUUCUUGUUGGGGACUUGUGCUCUUACGGUCCUGAGCUCUGCAGGCUUGGUGUUCCUUCUGGUGCAACACAUGCACCUGUCAGCCCACCUUGCCCGGUUGGAUCUACAGCUCCAGGUGCUCUCAGAGACUUCUGGCGCCGUGCUGCAUCAUUCUGCAGCAGUAUCCCUCCGGGCCAGCGGGGACCCUGGAGAGGAAGCUUCCCACAGGACCAGCAUGGACCCCGGAGAGGAAGCUUCCCACAGGACCAGCAUGGACCCCGGAGAGGAAGCUUCCCACAGGACCAGCAUGGACCCCGGAGAGGAAGCUUCCCACAGGACCAGCAGGGACCCUGGAGAGGAGACUGAAAGGUUGCAGGUGCUCUCAGAUGAAUCUGGGUUGCAGACAUCACCCCACAGGACGAGCAGUGAAGACCCAGGCAGAGAGGAGGCAGAAAGGGAGCUGCAGCAUGGCCGACCCCGCAAUAAGAGGAGCCAGGCUGGGAAACGCCAGACUAAGCGACAGCAGAAACGUGACGACAGGGACAUGAUGAUAAUGAUGACAUACUCUAUGGUCCCGAUCAAGGUCCUGUUGGAACUAUGUAACAGCACAAAAGACAUGUGUUUAACAGGCUCACCAGGACCUCCAGGCACUCCAGGUGUGGAUGGGAGGCCAGGAGUCAAUGCUACAGAAGGCAUAUCAGGACCACCUGGACCUGCAGGGAGACGAGGGAAAAAAGGUCCCCCUGGAGAGAGAGGGGAGCCUGGGGUGAAAGGAGACGUGGGAGACCCUGGACCUCCAGGAUUGAAGGACGAGACCUCCAAUGACAUCUUCAUAGAGGGGCCUCCGGGUCCAAGGGGCCCUCCUGGCCCUGCCGGUCCCCCUGGUCUACCUGGCCCCCCAGCGACCUUAGAGGACCCAGAACCCUCUAGAAAUAGGACCAUGAGAGCACAGUUGUUAGAGAACACCUGUUUCCAUCAAGACAACAUGUCUGACUCUCUGGGUACAGAGAAUGCAGCCACAAGCAGUGACACCUUAAAUGUAACCAACGCAGAGACUGUUAAUACAACCAUCAGGGCACACAUCCAUCAAGCCAACAUGUCUUCGGAGUCAGCGAAUCUAGCUGCAAGUAAUGACACGUUGAAUGUAACUGACACCGAGAACGAGGAAUUAAAUAACCGACAAAUGACAUACACCGAGAUAGUGGAAGAAGGACAUUUGAAUGUAACCGAGACCAAGAUUGUGGAAGAAGGACAUUUGAAUGUAACCGAGACCAAGAUAGUGGAAGAAGGACAUUUGAAUGUAACCGAGACCAAGAUAGUGGAAGAAGGACAUUUGAAUGUAACCGAGACCAAGAUAGUGGAAGAAGGACAUUUGAAUGUAACCGAGACCAAGAUAGUGGAAGAAGGACAUUUGAAUGUAACCGAGACCAAGAUAGUGGAAGAAGGACAUUUGAAUGUAACCGAGACCGAGAUAGUGGAAGAAGGACAUUUGAAUGUAACCGAGACCGAGAUAGUGGAAGAAGGACAUUUGAAUGUAACCGAGACCGAGAUAGUGGAAGACGGACAUUUGAAUGUAACCGAGACUGAGAUAGUGGAAGACGGACAUUUGAAUGUAACCGAGACCGAGAUAGUGGAAGAAGGACAUUUGAAUGUAACCGAGACCGAGAUAGUGGAAGAAGGACAUUUGAAUGUAACCGAGACCGAGAUAGUGGAAGACGGACAUUUGAAUGUAACCGAGACUGAGAUAGUGGAAGAAGGACAUUUGAAUGUAACCGAGACUGAGAUAGUGGAAGAAGGACAUUUGAAUGUAACCGAGACCGAGAUAGUGGAAGACGGACAUUUCAACGUAACCGAGAUAGUGGAAGACGGACAUUUGAAUGUAACUGAGAUAGUGGAAGACGGACAUUUGAAUGUAACCGAGACCGAGAUAGUGGAAGAUGGACAUUUGAAUGUAACCGAGACCGAGAUAGUGGAAGAAGGACAUUUGAAUGUAACCGAGACCGAGAUAGUGGAAGAAGGACAUUUGAAUGUAACCGAGACUGAGAUAGUGGAAGACGGACAUUUCAACGUAACCGAGACCGAGAUAGUGGAAGGCGGACAUUUCAAAGUAACCGAGACCGAGAUAGUGGAAGGCGGACAUUUCAACGUAACCGAGACCGAGAUAGUGGAAGGCGGACAUUUCAACGUAACCGAGACCGAGAUAGUGGAAGGCGGACAUUUCAACUUAACCGAGACCGAGAUUGUGGAAGAAGCAGCAUUUAGGAAAACUGAAUACAUUAUCAAAACCAUAACGUGCUUUCCAAACGUCACUAAAAUGGAAACCACAUUUGGAGUUUGGAUGCAAGAUGCAGCCCGGGUGAACGAUAACCACAUUUGGAUGGCUGAACACUUUUCAGGUCGAGUCUUGCAGGAGUACAAGAGCAUUGCAUCAUUUCCUAACAGCAGGUCUAUUGACAUGAGGAAGUUCUACCAGGGUUGUGGCCACAUCAUCUACAAUGGGUCUGUUUACUAUCAUAAUGCAGGAACCUCGAAAGUUGUCAAGGAUAACCUGAAGACCAGGAGAUUACAGACACUGGCCAUUGAGAAUGCUCUUUACCACAAUCGAACCUAUCUCUUCCACAACUCCAAGACGUACUUUAAGUUUGCUGUGGACGAGAACGGACUGUGGCUCAUAUAUGCUUCAGCUAUCAGUGGAACCGUGAUGGUGGCCAAGUUAAACCAUAAGAGGUUUUCUGUGUUGUCUGUGGUUAGCACGUCCUAUCCUGUACCGAGUGCUGGGAAUGCCUUUGUUGCAUGUGGAGUUCUGUAUCUGACUGACACCAAAGACACAAAAGUCACACAUGCUUUUGACUUAAUGAAAGAGAAAGCUUUCAAUGCAAGUUUGGAUCUCAGAUCAGCCAAUGGUAUAAUGGCCAUGUUGUCAUAUUAUCCCGAAAAUCAACUUUUGUACAUGUGGGACAACAGCUAUGUGAAAAUAUGCAAGGCUUAUUUUACUUUGGAUCAACAACAAAAAAGUCUAGUCAAAUGUUAUGGUCGUAAAUAAAUCUUAUGAUCGUAAAUAAAUCUUAUGACAGUAGGAGACAUUCUGCCUAGGAGAA